Capsella rubella is the source of this 1576-nucleotide messenger RNA. Its product is annotated as putative receptor-like protein kinase At4g00960. The transcript is spliced from 5 exons. Lineage: Eukaryota; Viridiplantae; Streptophyta; Magnoliopsida; Brassicales; Brassicaceae. Bases 191 to 1399 code for a protein of 402 amino acids. Gene Ontology annotation, biological process: protein phosphorylation. Gene Ontology annotation, molecular function: ATP binding; protein kinase activity. The record is from RefSeq and is a predicted model, not a curated record.
AGUAGGUAUGUGUCCAUGCUCGGUCAAUGCCGUUGACUGACUCAACGACUUGUAUACUUUGAUCUUUGUAUAAGCCAUACCGGAACAAGAAACAAACUCAAUUAGAAACUGGAUUUGAAAAUAAUAUCCCACACCUUAUACUAAUCUUCACUCUGAGGGUGACAAAACGAGCCACAUAUCGUCACAAGAGAUGGUCCGCCGUCUUUUCAGUGGCUUGAUAGCGCUGCUUAAGAUGUGCGGUGGUCAGGCAGCUUCCGGUGGAGAAGAAUCAGCCGAAGACGGUGGUGAUCGUGGGAUCUUCUUCGAUCUCCAAGAGCUUGAAGUCGCCACUGAUAUUUUCUCCGAGAAGAACCGGCUCGGAACCGGCGGAUUUGGCCCUGUCUACAAGGGAUUGAUGCCGAAUGGUGAAGAGAUAGCCGUGAAGAAGCUAUCAGUGAAUUCGAGACAAGGGUCUAGAGAAUUCACCAACGAGGUUAAUCUCUUGCUUAGGAUUCAACAUAAGAACUUGGUUUCUUUGCUAGGUUGUUGCUUCCAUGGUCCCGAGAAAAUGCUGGUUUACGAGUAUCUCCCUAAUCGGAGUCUCGACUAUUUUCUCUUUGAUAAGAUCAAACCCGGUUCACUUGAUUGGCACCAUCGAUGGCGAAUCAUUAUAGGAGUGGCGAGAGGACUGUUGUAUCUACACGAAGAAGCUCCGGUACGGAUAAUACACAGAGAUAUCAAAGCCAGCAACAUUCUUCUGGAUAAUGACUUGAACCCGAAAAUCUCGGAUUUCGGUUUGGCCCGGUUAUUUCCUGGAGACGGCACUCAUACCAAUACCUUUAAAAUCUCUGGUACUUAUGGUUAUAUGGCCCCUGAGUAUGCCUUGCAUGGGCUUUUAUCGGUCAAGUCAGAUGUUUUUAGCUAUGGGGUCUUGGUUUUGGAGAUAGCUAGCGGAAGAAAGAAUCAAAAUCCUCGUCUUGGACAGGAAAGGGCCGAUCUUUUGAACUAUGCGUGGAAAAUGUACCAAGAAGGCAAAAUUCUGGAAUUGGUUGAUCAAUCUCUGGCAGGAGUAUACAACCGCGACGAAGCAGCCACUUGUUUCCUUAUAGGACUACUGUGUUGCCAGCAGAUCACGUCAAAGAGGCCUGAGAUGAACAUGGUUCAUCAAAUGUUGUCGAGCGAUUCAUUUGAUUUGCCUAAACCGGGUCGUCCUGGACUCCAAGGUCGUAGAGGAGGCGGCUAUACAAGUACUGGGACCGGAACAGGAGGUGGUGCACGAAGUUGUGGAAUAACCGGGAGUGAACCAAACAGUUUUAAGAGUAGAAGAAUUAGUGGAGGAGGAGCGUUUGGACAGAAUAGCCUCGUUGAGGAGUACUCGAGGAACUCCAUUACCAUGUCUUCCUUCGCCGAAGGAAGAUGAAUAAUAAAGCAAAACAUGUAAAUGCACCCUUAUCUACGUGUAUAUAUAAUGAGAGCAAGACAAAGAAGAGGACAUUUUAUAUCAUAUGUCUAUGGCUAUCGUGAUUAUUUAUGAUCUUGUAUACCGUUUGCAUAUAUAUUAGCAAAUUAAUAACAAAUAUUUGUGUUCCAAAUUUUA